CAGCGCGCGUCUCCCCUCGGCCGCCAGUUGUGCCUUGGCGCCUCUUGAGGGAGGCUGGAGCGUGGCCGCGCCCCCGGGGGAGUCGGGGCUGCCGCGCGCAGGCAGGCAGCGCCUUUCCGCUUUUGACUCAGCCGUUCGCCUGGGCUCUCCUCUCGCGCGCGCGCGCACCCGCACCCACCCACGCGCGCGCCAAGACCCCUUAGCCGACGGCAGCGAAGGAGCCCUCGCCCGGCCGGCGGCAGCAGAGGUGCAGGAGUCACAAUGAAGAAGGGGUGGGGUGAGGGUCGUUCCCCAGAGACAGAUGCAAGAAGUCCUCUUGCUUUCAUCUUUUCAAUUUGGUGUUGACAAAUGAGCCUUUGGAUAACUAAAAACAAGGCAUUGUAAGAAGAUCAAGGCUUUUUAUUGCUGAAGUUCGUCCUACAAAGCACUAAUCUGAGGGAACUGCUGACAGCUUGUGAAAGAUGUCUGAAUGAAUAUGGCAAAGUAGAAACAGUCUCCCAUCAGCAGCACAAAUAGCAAUCAAGUCUGGGGGGGGGAAAGCAUGUGUGGAGCUGUUGAUGCAUAGCACAUGGCUUGAGAGAGGAGGAGGGUGCUUCUUUUCUAAUUUAUGCUGAGAUCUGGAGGACUCGAUGUGUAUAAGAAGAGAUGCUAAUGCAGAGGAUGAGUCUGCUGAUGCGGCCAAACAAGGGAGACCCGGCGGCUACUUGACUGGCGGAAAGCGUGGCGCUUGCUACUUGGAACAACACAGAUCUGUCCUGCCUUUUGUGAGGGAGAGAGGCACCGAGGCACACCAGAAUUAAAAUGCCAGCUAAAGGCAAAUACUUCUUUAAUGAAAACGAAGGCUGCAAGAUAACAGACCCUUUAUAUGAAAAGUACCGCUACUCAAGUCAACAACAUCCUCUUCUCUUCUUCCUGCUCUUCAUUGUAGUCGCCUAUUGUACGACCCUCAUCACAGUUCUCAUCAGCUGGGAUGCACCACGUGAUCAUCUUGUCUAUGUUGUUACAGUCAGCACAGCUCUCAUGAUUUUUAUAGUCAUGUAUGUUCUGGUUUAUAUCGAAUACUUCUUUUGGUGUCGGCUCAAACUGUUUGCUGUAGUGAUUUGGAUCUGCUUGCUGGCCAUAGGAUAUGUCUCUAUUUUUGACAAAGGGAACACUCCUCAACUUGCUGCAUGGGAACAGGUGCCAUUUUUUCUGUUCAUCAUCUUCACGGCUUAUACCAUGCUACCCUUUGGAAUGAGAGAUGCUGUCAUUGUCAGCAGCGUUUCAGCAGUCUCUCAUAUUGUAGUCUUGAGCAUUGCUGUAGCAGGCUACAACAAAGAGACCCUUGCUUUUCAGGUGCUUGCCAAUGCUUUCAUUUUCCUUUGUGGUAACCUGAUGGGUGCAUUUCACAAGCAUCAAAUGCAGGAUGCAUCUUGGGAUUUGUAUAGAUAUACUUUAAAGUGCAUCCAGGUCCAAAUGAAGCUGAAGAUUGAAAAGAGACAACAAGAAAGCUUGCUUUUAUCAAUACUGCCAGCUCAUAUCUCUAUGGGAAUGAAACUAGCCAUCAUAGAACGUCUAAAAGAAACCAAUGAUAGGAAGAAGCAUGACAACAACUUCCACAGCCUGUAUGUGAAGCGGCACCAGAAUGUUAGCAUCUUGUAUGCAGACAUUGUAGGAUUCACUCGUCUGGCAAGUGACUGCUCUCCCAAAGAGCUGGUGGUGAUGUUGAAUGAACUGUUUGGCAAAUUUGAUCAAAUUGCAAAGGAAAAUGAAUGCAUGAGGAUAAAAAUUUUGGGAGACUGUUAUUAUUGUGUCUCAGGCUUACCUGUGUCCUUGCCAGUACAUGCCAAGAACUGUGUGAAAAUGGGCCUUGACAUGUGCGAAGCUAUAAAACAAGUGAGAGAAGCCACAGGAGUGGACAUCAAUAUGCGAGUUGGCAUUCACUCCGGGAAUGUGCUCUGUGGCGUGAUAGGGCUUCGGAAAUGGCAGUAUGACGUUUGGUCUCAUGAUGUCUCCUUAGCUAACCGAAUGGAAUCUGCAGGAGUCCCUGGUCGUGUACACAUCACUGAAGCAACACUAAAUCACCUGGGCAAAGCUUAUGAAGUGGAAGAAGGGAAUGGACAUCUCAGAGAUCCGUACCUUGAAGCCAUGAAUAUCAAAACUUACUUGGUGAUAGACCCGAGAUCUAAACAGCGUACUUCCAACAAUCAUCUCCCUCAAACCCGAGUUCAGGAUGGCUUGAAGAUGCGGGCCUCUGUCCGGAUGUCACGAUUCUUGGAGUCUUGGGGGGCAGCCCGACCUUUUGCUCAUCUAAACCAUAGAGAGAGUGUGAGCAGUGAGACAUCUGCACCAAACAGAAGACAUAGGAAGGAGAUAGCUCUACAACUAGCAAGUCGACAGAGGACUACAGAGAGACAAGAACAAUUAUGUCCUCCUUCAAUUGUGAACUAUAAGAACACCUCUCAGAAAGGAAGGAUGGAAGAAGAAAUUAAUGACAAAAUGAUGUCAACCAUCGAGGGCCUCAGCUCAGCCAAACCUUGGUGUGGUAAAAAAGACGACUUCCGUGGACUAUGUGGGUUUUUGCUGUGUUUUGUAGAAAUGGAACUUGAGAAAGAGUAUCGCACAAUCCCUAUUCCUAAACUGAGGGGUUAUUUUGCCUGCGCCAGCGUUGUAUUGCUGUGUAUGUUCUUUGUGCAGAUUUUCAUAAUGCCAAAAACUCCGAAAUUAGGAAUUUCGUUUGGGGUUGUAGCAAUCAUAAUGGGGCUUAUUUUGUGUGUGUGUUUUGCUGGCGGCUGUUGGAAAUGCUGUUCGAAGAGAUGGCCUCCAGCCCGCUAUCUUCGCACUCUUUCUCAGAAAAUGGAGACGAUGCCAGCCAUGAGACUACCACUGGCCACCAUUGCAAUAGGAUCUCUGUUAAUCAUAGCUGUUUUUAAUUUGUCCAUGAACCAGCCCAAUGGAAACUGUACUACACCACUUACCACCCCACUGGCAGGAAACUGUUCUUCUGGCAAUGACAGUGGACUGAGUAAGGAGGCUAUGACCUACUCUUAUUAUACCUACUGCUGCCUGCUGGGUUUUAUAGCGUGCUCCGUGUUCCUUCGAAUGAGCUUUGAACUCAAGCUUAUCCUUUUGUCAGGCGCUGUUGUUGGAUAUUUCAUCGUAUUUAAUACCAACCAGCCUUUGAGCGCCGGCCACAGAAAUGUCAACGAUUCCACCACAAGGUUUUUUAUGAAAGAUCCAAGAAUAAUGACAAACUUAUACCUGGCUCUGUUUUACAUAACCCUGGUUUUACUGUCAAAACAGAUAGACUAUUACUGUCGGCUGGACUGCCUACAAAAGAAUAAAUUUAAAAAGGAACACGAGUCGUUUGAAACAAUGGAAAAUGUGAACCGGCUGUUGCUGGAAAAUGUCCUCCCAGCUCAUGUUGCUGCCCAUUUUAUUGGGGACAAAUUGAAUGAGGAUUGGUACCAUCAAUCCUAUGACUGUGUCUGUGUCAUGUUUGCCUCAGUACCCGACUUCAAGGUGUUCUACACAGAAUGUGAUGUCAACAAGGAAGGGCUGGAAUGCCUUCGGCUCCUCAAUGAAAUAAUUGCUGAUUUUGAUGAGCUUUUGCUAAAACCUAAAUUCAGUGGCGUUGAAAAAAUUAAAACAAUUGGGAGUACAUACAUGGCAGCCUCAGGGCUCUGUGUUACCCCAGGUCAAGAGAAUAAUCUGGACCAGGAAAGGCAGCAUGCUCAAAUUGGCAUCAUGGUGGAAUUUGCGAUGGCUUUGAUGACUAAGCUUGAUGGCAUCAACAGACACUCAUUCAACAACUUCCGUCUCAGAGUAGGCAUAAACCAUGGGCCUGUGGUAGCCGGUGUAAUCGGUGCGCGCAAACCACAGUAUGACAUCUGGGGAAACACUGUCAAUGUUGCCAGCAGAAUGGAGAGCACAGGAGAACUUGGGAAGAUCCAGGUUACAGAGGAGACCUGCAAAAUACUGGAGAUCCUGGGAUAUGCUUGUGAAUGCCGAGGACUUAUCAAUGUCAAGGGAAAGGGUGAAUUGGUGACCUACUUUGUGUGCACGGAUACAGCCAAAUCCCAAGCGCUUUGAGUUGCAUCAAGAAGCUGCUGAGAAGUUUGGUCAAAAUGUACAGUAUGUCUUGAGGGGCUUUUUGUUUUUAAAACAACUUCCCUUCUGUGAAGCCUGAAAACUCUGCCUCCUUAUGUAAAGGAGCUUAUUCCGAAAUGCAUAUGGACUACUUGCAUCUCAAAAGAGAAAUGGUACUACUUGCAUCUCAAAGAGAGAGGAACUUGGAAAGCUCUUUGCAGCCAUGCCUGUCUCUGUUUCUGAAAGAGUCUGCAGAUAUCCAUGCUGUGAAUUAUUCUCUCCUUUCCCUGCCAUGGGAACACAGGACACGGAAUUCCAUGCUUGCAUGUCUUUUGUGGAUUCAUAAUUGAACUAACUGCCUCGUUCAAAUGGCCCGCUGCCUCAUCCUUUGUCAGAUCUGGUUAACAGUAUUGCACUUGUGCUAUAGAAGACUUGACAGUAUGAAUACAGCACUGCCUUGAGUGUGGGGCAGUGUACAGGAUAAGACAGCAGGACUGAAGUUCUUCUGCCUGAGAAUUUUUUAACUGGAGAUGCCAGGGAUUGACUCUGGGACUGUUUGCACGCAAAGCUUGUGCGUGGCUGUAACCCCCUCCUCAAACUUUGUGCCACACCUCUGCCCUAGAACCUAUUUUCAGUACCAAGAAAUGUUGCACUGCCAGUAUUCUCUACAACCAGAACCCAGCCCAUAAAAACAUUAUUUCCUUGCUGGUAGUUCUGAACUGCUGCUCAACCUCAUGAUGAUACAUCACACCCAUCUUUUUUUCUUCUUUUUUUACAACUGCUUAUGCCAUCCCUGUUGGAGCAGACAGCGAUGCAAGGAGCUUGUCCAAUUAAGAAGCAUGCUUGUUUUUCUGGAGUUUGGAACCAGGCUGUGAGAGCAAACAUCUGUGGCUUUGGUUCUAAAAUGUGCUUCCACUGUGGGUGGAAACGUGGGUGGCUUUCCUUGUACCCCUUUUGUUCAUGCUGUAAUAUGUUUGUCCUUCCUGAGGUGCCACUUUAGUGCUUUUUAAUUUCAGCACCCGGUAGAUGACCCUAACAUUUUGUGUAUGUGUGUGUGUAAAAAUGCAGAUGAUUACUUGGGGGCAACUCUUAUUUGGUCACCUUCCAUGCCUGUUCUGGGCACAAGAUUUGGGUGAUACAUGGUUGUAAAAUGUAUCGUGACAGUGGCGCAGAGAAGCCAUCAUGCACAGAUAUCUUCCAGUAUCUUCCCCAACUCUCCUUAUCUAAAAGAUAUAGGUUCUAGGGGUGGAGAUCUCGCUCAUUCUUGCUACUUUAAAGCACCAUGUAGUGGAUGCUGCUGCAUCAGAAACCGACUGACAGCUACAAUGCAAGUUUUGUAUGGUAAGUGAAGCCCUCCCUCCCAAACUAUUGCAUUGCUGCAUUUCAUCACUGAUAUGCAACCUGUUUUGUGUUGUCCUUACAAUAAAAAUGAACAAGGAGGACAUGACCAAGUAUAAUGUCUGGCCUGAGCCAGACUUGAAUUUGGUGCGUUUGUACCUUUUGCGGUAGCAAUUUUAUUUUGAUCAUCUACUUGUAUUCCUCCUAUUUCAAACAUGGGUAUCCCAUGGGAUUUUGCUCCAGUCCCAUUGGAAAAUUUGAAAAACAAAAUACCCUAUUUGCAAAUUGUUUAUAUUCAGUAGUCUUUAUCUCUUUUUAGUUUCAGUGGCAUUUUGCAUAAACUGAAUACCAUAUAGGGUAUACCCAAAACUGACUACGUGCAUACCAACCUAUGUAAUUUACUAGGCAAUGGAGAAACAUGAUGCAUUUCAGAACUUAGUUUGGAAACACUUUCUCACAGCAGCGUGUGGGUACCAGCCAUCAUAGAAGAUCUGUAUAAGACAGGAUUUUUGGGAGUAGGCAGGCCCACAUUCCCUAUACACAGAGAAAAGAGUCUCUGGCAAAGCUGGUUUCUCAACAAAAUACAUUUCUUUGUAGGUAGAUUUAGUCUGCUUAAAUGAUAUAGGAUUAGAUCCAAAGUUAUAGAAAGUCCACUUUUCACUAGUGCAAGAAAUGUGAAACUAAAUCUAAAGCUGGAGAUUUCCUUGUGCAACUUCUUGCAGAAUCAUAAGAACUGCUCUAGAACCCGUUACACGUUUGCAGAACAGUUUUAGUACCUAUUUUCCUGUUCAAGUUUUUUUUGAUCCAAUCCACCAUAUCUGCAAUUAGUGCUCACAGGGGGCUAAUCUUGAAACUUUAUCCUAUGAAAAUUACUUCUGGUUGACAGGCUUGUCAUAAGAGAACCAGAAACAAACCAUUAAGUCUUACAUGUAGGAAUAAAGCUGUAGUUGUUUACAAUGUGAACAACGGAAGAAACAAUUGCUUAUGUGCCCCAUGUAAAAAGCUUAGCAGCACAAUCCUAUGCAUGUUUACUCAGAAGUAAGUCCUGUUGGGGCAUACUCUCAGGCAAAUGUGCAUAGGACUGCAGUCUGACUUUAUCUGGAGCACAAGUGAAUUGCGUUGACUUGGGCAUAACCUAGGAAAGCAAAAUAAUUGCUUUGCAUUGAAGUGUUUUAUAAAGUGAAAUGUGAAUAUCAUGAAACAUUUUGAAACUGUAUGUGUUUUCCCAUGUGAUUAAGUUUCCGCUGGAUGUGUUUGCAUAAGGUUCUGCAGAAUGCCUUUUAGGAGGUAACAAAAUGCAAACCUAAUGGAUUUGCUCCAGUUUACAAGCCACUUUCUCUGGAGUAAUUUAACUGAAAUAUAGCUGAAGUUUAUGGAAACAAUCUCAAGACUUCUUCCAAAUUUGAGGACUGUGACUUACCUUUUUUAAAAAAGUUUUCAGAGUGGAGUGUGACUAACUGCAAAGUAUUCCAAUAUUCUUUGCCCUGGAUGCUCCCCUGUUGUGUUCAUUAUAAUUACUGUGUAAUUAACUAAUGCGGAGUUGAAGUGCCUAUGUUUCAUGACAGGAACAAAACUCUUCUGGUAAAGUCCUACUGUGGUUUUAGGACUUUUGGAAAGUCUUAGCUGACUAGAAUAGGUCUCACUGGACAGUAGCAAGAUAGGGUAGUCCUAGAUAGUUUAAAAAGGAAACUUAUCUGUCUUUUGUUUUAGCAACAAGUUAAUGUGAAUUGUAAUAUAUUGCUUUCAAUUCUUAUUUUAUUGUGCAUUUGUUACAUGUUUGGUUUUUAAAAUAAAAUAGAAUGCUUUUGUUCAAA
Molecule: messenger RNA, 7220 nt
Organism: Rhineura floridana
Lineage: Eukaryota; Metazoa; Chordata; Lepidosauria; Squamata; Rhineuridae
Gene: ADCY7
Product: adenylate cyclase 7
Exons: 29
Coding region: 802-4071 (1089 amino acids)
Biological process (GO): cAMP biosynthetic process; adenylate cyclase-activating G protein-coupled receptor signaling pathway; intracellular signal transduction
Cellular component (GO): plasma membrane
Molecular function (GO): adenylate cyclase activity
Source: RefSeq, a predicted model, not a curated record